AUGGACGCGGUGGCUUUGACGACAUUGCUCUCCGACUCGACACAAAAGCUGGUCCAGUUGCACUCACAGAUCGGUCAUCCAGCCGAAGCGCUCCAAGCGGCGCUCGAUGCCCUUCAUCAAGCGCUCAAAACAGCAGUCGACGAUCAGAUCGGAAGGGUAGAGCGAGAGGCACACAAUCUCUGUGCGGAAUGCUCUCAAAUCGAAGCUGACAAUGCAGACAUCAAGAGAGCGCUCGGAGACAAGUCGCUCGUCUCGAGUCCAUCCUUGCAAAAUGCAAUUGGGAAAAGAAUGGUCUCGGCUGCAUCGACGCCUUCCUCCACCUCAGAGCCAUCUUCCCCCGACUCGAAGCCUCUGUUACAACGCAGAGCACAACUACAGAUCGACCAGACGCGUCUGAAAGCAACUUACUCCGCCAAAGAAGCUCAGCUUGAUCGACUCUCUGCAAAGCUCCAGACCUACGUUCCGCUCCUCGGUUCCUUUGUCAAAGUACCCCGAGACGGCUCGCAAGAUUCAGUAAACACUGAAGCUGUUCCGUCAGUCACGUUCCGUGACGUCUCUCAACCACGCAUCGCGCUUUUCGAAGCUGAAAUCAUCCGAUGUUCCAAAGAAGUUAACGCCAGAGCAGAACGACUCCAAACAAGCUUGCUCGAGAUUGUACAGCUUUGGUCCGAACUCAACUUUGAGCCUGCACAGCCAGUAGCCCCUUGCGAUGAGCACGUCUUCCAACCCGACCAGGCCGGUGACCAAGCGGAUUGUGGUGGAGGUACGCUCGAAUUUGAUCGCGCUAUCCUCUCUCAUUUGCAGCUCGAACCCAUGCACGAUCAAGAGACACGCACUUUCAUCGGCGAAUUCAUCAGCACAGAGCAGCCCCAACGUCGAGACGCAGCUUCAUCUCGCAGCGACAGCCGAGCCAUUGACGAUCUGCUCGAGCAAACACCCACUCGCGCAUCCCUCGGAGGUCAGCCAGUUAGGGACAGCGGUGACCUCGCAUUGCAGCUCUCAUCAGCAAGCAAGACCGCUUCAGAACCCCUUCCUCCUUCGCACCUCCUAGAACCCACCGAAGCCAAUCUGGCGCGAGCAGCGACCAAAUUGCAAUGGCUCGAGGCAGAGAAGCAGCGUCGCGAGAUGCUCAUCCAAGAACUCUAUGAUGAGCUCAGCGAGCUCUGGGCCAAAUUUGAUGUGCCAGAGGAAGAGAUGGAUGCUUUCGUCAUGGACCACAGAGGCAGCACCAUGGAUGUCAUUCAAGCCUAUCAGGCCGAACUCGACAAAAUGAAGCAGCUCAAAGCGCAGCACAUGUCGCUCUUCAUUACCAAGACAAGGGAACGCAUCGCCACGCUCUGGGACUCGCUCUUCCUCACCGAUCACGAGCGCCAAGCCUCGUUCCCCCCAUUCUUCAUCGACGUUUCUGCAGAUGCCGACCCCAACCUCGACGAGCCGCUUCCUACAGAUGACAUCCUGGCUUCGCACGAGCAGAUGAUCGACCUGCUUACCGAACAGGUUCGUGUCAAGGCGCCCGUUCUCAAAGUCAUCGGCCGAUACAAAGAGCUCCUUGAUGAGGCAAGACAGCUCGACGAGUCAGCUUCCGAUGGUUCGCGUCUCCUCGGUCGAUCCAACCGCGGCGAUCCGGGUCGUCUUUUGCGCGAAGAAAAGAUGCGCAAGCGCGUCAAGGUCCAGAAGCCCAAGAUCGAGGCAGAGCUACUCAAGGUCAUCCCAGCAUGGGAGGAGGAGCACGGCGAACCCUUUACCAUCAACGGUGUCCGCUACCUUGACGAGCUCUUGGAACAGGUGGAGGGGUCCAAGGAGAACGCAAAUCGAAAGAGAACAAGAACAACUUCUGGCGCACAGACCCCAGCGCCACCUGUCAGCGCACCAGCAAGUGCGAGGCGCGGUCCGCUGGCACCCUCAACAACAUCAAAUCGAGGCGUAACAGCAACGCCGAUGCGAUCAAUGACUCCUCAUCAAGGUACCAUUAAAAAGCCACGGAUCGCAGCAGCACCAGCCACUGUUGCAGCACCCUCCACAAGAACGCCAUCGGUGAGGCAAGCCGCUGCACCAGCGUCCAUAUCGAGAAUUGCCUCGGCUCGUGCCCCGAUGUCCGCAGCACCCAAAGCGCAGUACGGCGGAGGCGCGGGCAGCAUCUCACGACCUGCAUCAUCAAUGGCGGGUGCCUACAGAACAGUGAGCACCGCCUCGUAUGCUGCCGGCACCAGCAGCCCAUCCCGCAUCCCCGGUCCAUCUCCUCAUCUUGUGUCCAGACCAUUUGGCGCACCUCCCUCUGUGCCAGGAUACGCCUCGGUCUAUGGAGCGCGCAGCGUCACAACCACCGCUUCGGCCGGUCUAGCCGCUAGGACGGUCAAGGCGCAGCGAGAGAGCUUUCGACCUCGUCCUUCGAUCGUAGCCAAAGUUCCACGCAACGCCACCGUCGUUGGGGGUGUCGCUUCUACCAAAGACGCGGCUGCAGGCAUUUCGCCAGGCCGAGCGAGCAAGUGGGGCGAGAUGGGUCCUCCGCGUUGGCCAGUGGCAGGACAGCCUUCACAUGCUCACCGUGACGUCUCUUGCGUCUCGGCGAGCAGCUCGAACCAUACUGACAUUACAACGCUCAUCCAUCCGGGAAUCCCGCAAAUGACGAGAACUGCAGAGCCGGUAAGAAGGGCAAGACGUGCACCGUCCAUGUCGCUCGAGGCGUGCCUCGCCAACUUGGCAGCAGCUUCUUCACAGGGCAAGUCUCGGCUUGGCGAUGCGGCACGGGAUUUGGGCAUCUCGUCGAUUCGCAGCGUUUCUUCCUCGGACGAUAUCGUCAACCAGGCGGGCGAAGUUGCGGACCACGGCCACGACAAAACCGCGCGCGUCAGAGGGUGGAAGGACGGCCUACGCAUCGCAGGCGCUGGACUGGACGACGAAGUCGAUCUUGACGCCGAUGCUGCUCCCACGUUGGCUCGUUCAGGCAGCAGCAACUGGGAGCUCGUAGGUGAAGCUGAGCCUGAGCCGACCUACUUUGCUGAUCAGCAUGCUGCUUUGGCAGCGUGA
Mycosarcoma maydis (corn smut) is the source of this 3027-nucleotide messenger RNA. RefSeq lists its product as uncharacterized. The record is from RefSeq and is a predicted model, not a curated record. Gene Ontology annotation, molecular function: microtubule binding. The coding region runs from base 1 to 3027 and encodes 1008 amino acids. Gene Ontology annotation, cellular component: mitotic spindle midzone; spindle; cytoplasm. Lineage: Eukaryota; Fungi; Basidiomycota; Ustilaginomycetes; Ustilaginales. The transcript has a single exon. Gene Ontology annotation, biological process: mitotic spindle midzone assembly; microtubule cytoskeleton organization.